AUGAUUUCCCUGCUUUCCUGCUGCAGCGGAUCCCGCCGGAAAGAAAACCGUUCCUCAGAAGCCACCAAAAAGAGUGAUCGGCCUCUUGCAUGGGCUGCUCCAAAGAACGCAUUAAUAUUCCAAGCAUUUGAAUGGCAUAUGCCCGCUGAUCAAUAUCAUUGGACUCGAUUAAGGCUUGCAUUGCCUGAUUUCAAGGCUAUUGGUGUUGACCAGAUAUGGAUCCCGCCCGGAUGUAAAGGGAUGGACCCAGCAGGUAACGGGUAUGACAUUUACGACUUAUUUGAUCUGGGCGAAUUUGAUCAAAAGGGGUCAAUCUCGACAAAAUGGGGCAAUAAGAAACAACUUGAGGAUCUGGUACAUGAAGCCCGGUCAUUGGGAAUUGGCAUUAUUUGGGAUGCUGUUUUGAAUCACAAAGCCGGGGCCGAUUUUCCUGAGCAAUUCCAGGCUGUCAAGGUACACCCGAAAAAACGGACAGUUCAAGUUUCUAAACCAUUGAAAAUAGAUGGUUGGGUAGGCUUUGAUUUCCCCGGGCGUGGGUCCACAUACAGUUCACUGAAGUAUCGUUGGCAACAUUUUACCGGUGUUGACUGGGAUGAUAAGAGCAAAGAGAACGCUCUCUACAAGAUUCAUGCGCCCGGAAAAGACUGGGCACCAGAUGUCUCAACAGAGAAUGGGAACUAUGACUAUCUAAUGUUUGCUGAUCUGGACCACUCACAUCCUGAGGUCCGGAAUGAUCUCCUUAACUGGGGCACCUGGAUCACAAAUGAGCUAUCGCUUAGUGGGAUGAGACUGGAUGCUGCUAAACAUAUCUCCAGUGGAUUCCAGAAAGACUUUGUGGCUCAUGUGCAGAAAAACACGAACUCGGAGUUUCUGGUCAUCGGAGAGUAUUGGACUGCAGAUACCCGAGCGAUCCUGAACUACCUGGAGGAUACCGGAUACAGGAUUGCAGCCUAUGAUGUUCCUCUUCUAGAGAAGUUUUCGAAACUGUCCCAUACCAAAGCAGCGGAUCUCCGUGGUAUUUUUGAUAAUACGUUGGUUCAGUGCAGGCCCAAUCAUGCCGUGACACUUGUUUCGAACCAUGAUACACAACCUGGACAGAUGCUUGAAACCCCAAUAGCUCCCGACUUCAAAGAGAUAGCAUACUCGUUAAUCCUUCUUCGCAAAGAUGGGUUUCCCUGUCUAUUUUACGGCGACCUUUAUGGGAUACGAGCCAAUGUCUCGGAUCCGAUGACGCCUGCAUGUAAUGGAAAGCUUCCUAUCCUUGCCCAGGCUCGGAAGUUGUACGCCAAUGGCAAACAGAAGGACUAUUUUGACCAACCAAACUGCAUAGGUUUUGUUCGUGCUGGGAAUCCCGGUCAUCCUUCCGGUCUCGCUUGUGUCAUCAGUAACGCAGGGCCAAGCAAGAAAAAGAUGUUCAUUGGGCGAGAGAACGGGGGUCAAGAGUGGAUCGAUAUUCUUGAGCAUCACGGCGCAUCGGUCACCAUUAAUUCCCGGGGCUAUGGCGUAUUUCCGGUGUCUGCGAUGAGUGUCAGUGUCUGGGUUAACUCUGAUGCUGCCAACAUUGGAAGUCUUCAAAAGAGCUUCAACUCGGAUAUCUAUGGCUAUUGA
Messenger RNA from Penicillium malachiteum, 1608 nucleotides. Its product is annotated as alpha-amylase. Gene Ontology annotation, molecular function: calcium ion binding; hydrolase activity, hydrolyzing O-glycosyl compounds. The transcript has 8 exons. Gene Ontology annotation, biological process: carbohydrate metabolic process. The record is from RefSeq and is a predicted model, not a curated record. Bases 1 to 1608 code for a protein of 535 amino acids. NCBI's taxonomy places the organism in Eukaryota, Fungi, Ascomycota, Eurotiomycetes, Eurotiales, Aspergillaceae.